This is a messenger RNA of Syngnathus acus (greater pipefish), 1296 nucleotides long. RefSeq lists its product as uncharacterized. The transcript has 3 exons. NCBI's taxonomy places the organism in Eukaryota, Metazoa, Chordata, Actinopteri, Syngnathiformes, Syngnathidae. Bases 90 to 956 code for a protein of 288 amino acids. The record is from RefSeq and is a predicted model, not a curated record.
GUGACGCAAGUGGCCUCCCCAUCGCUCCGAAGAAAACGUCUACCCUACGAAGUGCACUAGAUUGAAGAAGUCUUCUAACUCGACUUGAAAUGGCGUUCUUAGAUCACGUGUACACGAGUACGCCAUGUGAUACAGUAAACCCCGUGGAGCCGGUUUAUAAUUGGAGCCUAAAGGAAGCAGAAGAGCUUGUGAAGCUAAGGAUGUCAAAUAGUUAUCUCUUCUCCGGAAAGAGAAAUACAGCCGCGAGGGCAUGGAUGGCCAUCCUCAGACAUAUGGGCUUGCAACACAAACUGAACCACCGUCAGGCCAAGAAAAAAUGGGAAAACCUAAAACAACGAUACAAGGAUCUUAAGGACAAAAGUCAUUGUUAUAUGUGGCCUCUCUUCACUGUGAUGGAUGACGCCAUGGAAGGCAGACUAGAAGGAAGCGCUCCCAUUGUAGGAAUCUGCACCGAUGACAAGUUGUGUAUCUCAUCCAGAGGUAAAAAGAGAAAGAGAACCCCGCCUAGCAUCUAUCCGGUGAAAGUAACAAACGUAGUCCCGGAAAUUGAGGUGAUUUUGAACGGAGAGAAUAAAUCAGAAGAGGAGGAGGAUGGUGGUGAUGAGGAUGUGAUGGAAGGCAGCCAGGAGUUUAUGCUGCUAGACGAAGCCACAGAGAGGGAAAAACAAUCCAUGGAGCUCGAGCGCAUGGCCCUGCAACGGGACAGGGCAUUGCUGGAGCGGGAGAUAGCCAUCGUCGAGCGGGACAGAGCCCUGAUGGAGCGGGAAAGGCUGCUUUUAGAGCGGGAAAAAGAAAUUGUGGCCAAGGACCGAGAUGCCAUCAACAGAGAGCGGCUGGUUUUGGAGAGACAGAAAGCCGCAUUGGAACCUUCUGCUGAACAGGAGACAACCACAGACUCAAAGAACAGGACAGAACGUUUCCUGGACUUGUUUGAAAAACUCAUUGAUAGUUUUUGAUAGGGAAUAAACCUUGAACUUUCUUGUUGAAUUAGAUGUGGGAACAACUUUUUUGAAACAAUCAAAAACAUUGAAAAAAAAGCUUUUUGUUUUGGAAGAGGUCAUCAAAACAACUUUAUUCACUCAUGUGGUUAUUCCAUACAGAGCACAUAAUACCGAGCUGUUAGCAUUGAAGCUAACAGUUAGUUAGCUGUUAGCUAAUCCACAACCCUCCUCCCAAAUCAUGAGCAAAAGUCUUUAGAAUAAGCUGUUGUGCAUAGUCACUACCCCCCCCACCCCCCUUCCCCGGAAAGUCUUCGCUGCAUAUAUUUUUAUAUUACAAUACAGACUUUACAACAAA